ACGACGACGCCGACGCCAUUUUGCGACUUUCCCUGUUUAGAAACCUGAAGCAGCAAACUAUAGCAACGAGCCGUAAACAGUCCUCUCCGCCAUGUUUGUUCCAGUCAGUGCGGGGAGAGGAGCUCCGGACAGCAGCGCGCUCUCUCUCAGCAUGUCGGAGAUACUGUGCCGGUGGCUGAACUCGGAGCUCCGCUUAUCUAAAACCGUCGAGCCGCUUACUUUGGCUAGAGAUUUCUGUAACGGAUAUCUUCUGGGUGAAGUUCUGCACAAACACCAGCUCCAGCAGGACUUCCAGCAGUUCUCCAAACACAGCACAGCUAAUGCCAAGCUGAACAACUUCACGCGUCUAGAGCCUACGCUGCAGCUCCUGGGCGUGGCCUUUGACCUGGGCGUGGCCAGAGCGGUGAUGCAGGGCCAGCAGGGGGCAGCCACGCGUCUACUGUACCAGCUGUACGUGGUGCUGCAGAAGAAGAGGCGUUUAGGGCUGACGGGCACGGUGCUGGAGACCAUGCUGCCUGAGGCCAUCUCCAGACUGCACCGUGUGGAGAACCACAUCUACACCCAGCGAUUGAGGACGAUGGUGAAGCGUGAGGCAGACGUGAAGAUGCAGAAGAUCGCACAGCGCUUCGAUAAGAGAGGCCGUGAUGCGUAUAGCCGCUCGGUGAUGGCUGAAGUGGAGCGAGAGGAGAGACGGCGCCACCUGCAGGAGCAGAUCAGACUGCAGGACCUCCAGAAGCACCGACAGGCCCGUAGGAAGAAGCAGGAGAUAAUGGACCGAAUUCAGACAGCUAUAGUGCAGAUACCCAAACCCCCCAUCAGUCGUUCAUUCCGAGCGACGGGCAAACACACACACCCCAACCACCCAGAUGCUCAGAAUGUUCGUUAUCAGAUCAGUGAGUUUGAGAAGAACAGAAAGAGACUGUCUCCUGCAUCAUGUCCGGCCUCUGUCAGUGUGCAGGUGAGCGAGGAGCAGAUGGAGGAAUGGAACAAUGCGUAUGUGCAGAAGAUCAGGAAGCGUCUGGAGGAGGACGCCAUGGCACGGGAACAGAGAGAGAAACGCCGCCGCCGAGCACUAAUCCAACAGCUACACACACACCAGACCCACGAGGAGAUGCUGCGGGAGGAGCAGCUGAUUGGGCGGCUGAUGCGUCAGUCACAGCAGGAGAAGCGAAUAGCAGUGCAGCUGAUGCAGAUCCGACAGCAGAAGGAGGUUCUGAGGCAAAACCGCAUCCUGAGGGGGAGAGACAUCCAGCAGCAGAGACUCAGGGACUUCCAGCAGACCCUGGACCGAGAGGCAGCUCUGCUACAGCAGGACCGGGUUAAUCGGGAGGCGGAGCUGUGUAAAGAGCGGGAACUUUACAAGCGUCUGGCUGCUGAGCGCGCUCAGUCCAAACACCUGAAACACCUGAACACCUGCAGGGGGAUUCUGGAGCACAUCGUGGACCUGGCAACCAAAGCUGGAGAAUACCGCCUGCUUACUGCUAAUCUGAUCCCAGUGAAGCUGAUGAGGGAGUGGAAAGAGUUGUGGUUGAGCGGGAAGCCGCUGUAUGAGAUGGAGUUGAGUCCAGAGCAGGAUGUGGAGCUGGAGAAACUCCACAUCCUCAACCAGCAGGACUACACCGACUACACGAGUAUGACAGGAGAGUGGGCGUGGCCAGAAGAAGGUGAGAGGAAAGCUCCACCCCCCAAUAACGACAUCCUGGGUCACAUUGUGAGCCGAUUGCGAAACCUGGUUAAUCCACCUGAGCUGAUUGCUCCGCCCCCUGCCUUCCCUCACUGCACACUCCGAGUCUGUGUUCUGGGAAAAGCCUGCUCCGGAAAGACCACCUGCCUCACACGGAUCAGCCAGGCUCAUGGUAUCCACGUCCUGUCAGCUGAUGCUCUGAUCCAGGAGGCGCUGGAAGCUCACCGGACUGCAGAACCCGAGAGCGAGGUGAAUACAGGAAGCAGCGACUCUCCUCAGCAGGACACGGAGCAGAGUGAGGGGGCGGAGCCACUGCCUGCUCCACACACAGAGCCAGGAUCUCACAGCCUGGAAAACUGCUCAAAUUCUUUGCGAGCUCAGUAUGGUGCAGCUGUUGAAGAAGCACUAAAAACAGGCAAAGGUGUUCCUGAUGACCUGCUCAUCAACAUCAUCACAGACGCAAUCAGGAAGGUUCCGCCGGGUCAGGGUUGGGUUCUGGAUGGGUUCCCUGUGGAGCUGUCUCAGGCCCGGUUGCUGGAGAAGGCUCUGGGCGGAACUGACCCGGAUCAGGACCAUACAAAUGGGCGAGAUAAGAGUCAUGAGCUAGCAGUGGACAGGAACGCCCCUCAGGCUCCGCCCCCAGCCUCACCUGUGCUACACCUGGCUGUGUUGCUGGAGGUGUCAGAUGAGCAGGUGCUGGAACGACAUCAACACCAACAGGAGCAGGUGCAGGAGUGGGGGAUAAACCCUGAGCACACAGCGCCUCCUGCUGGAGAGAGGAGUCAGGAUCACAGGCAGGUCCAGCACAGGAUUGUGGGGUUUCAGGACUCCUGGUCCAGGCUGGAGGACUGGUUUGGAGUGGAACAGAAGAUCUUGGUGAAGGUGGAUGGAGAUGUGGAUGAGGAGACUCUGUACAGGAGGGUGGAGGCGGUGCUGUUACACGCCAUGGACACUGCAGGAAAAGGUGAUUCCAGGAGGGUGUCAGUUUCAUCCUCGUCAGCUGCUGAAGCCCCGCCUCCUGAGCCUGGCUCCUCCUCCUGGGUGUAUGUGGAUGAUCAGUUACCCAAGGAGAUGUCAGAGAACCUGCUGUCACACUGGGAGAACAUGUGCAGCUCAUACGUCUCCAACGUUAAAGCUGUGAUGCAGAACCUGCGCAAGGAACGGAACCUCAUCAUACACCACCUCUACAACAUCCGAGAGGAAUAUAAACAGUACCUGAUGAGACCGGAUCUGAAGCAGGAGUUUGUGUGUGUGUGGCAGCGUGAAUAUAACAGUGUGUCAGAUGAUACGAGACACGAAGACGAGACCAAAUCAGAGCUGCACCAGAGACUGGAGGAACUGCGUGAGCGUCUGUGGGAUAUCUGUGAUAAGAAGAGAGAGGAGGCGAUGCAGGAGAAAGCAGCACUCACUGAAGACGGCUGGCUCGAGAGCCACACUUCUGUUCUUAUUAACCACUACUGUACUCUCAUACAGGUGGAAAUGGACAGGUUUCAGUACACUCAGCGUUUGUUGAGAGAUUAUUACACAGAUAUGUACAGGGGUACUGUAUCUGAAGCUGCACCUGAAUUUAGCUGCAUCACACUGCUUGAUAUCACCAACGGCGACAGCAACCAACCUGAGAUGACAAAGAGCUCUGCAGGUUCGGCUCCAUCUGAGAGAUUUACAAAGAUUGCUGGGAAGAAAGACAUUGAGACUGAGGAUAAGAAGAAACCCAGAGUGCCCUCCUCAACUGACUCCUCCAAACAGUACGACUGUGUUCACCCUGAUGAGAAGCUGCUGGAGGAUCUCCAUCACACUGCUGUCACUGCUGUCACACAGCUGGUAAGAGCAGAGAUGCAGCAGUUGGAGAAGGAGGAGAACGAGGUGUUGCAGAUGGAGAGAGAGGCAGCACACACAGACACACACACUCCAACCCCCUCAACACACUCCAUUAAAGACAAGAAGAAAGGCCUCCCCUCCCCCACCCAGCAGCCCCCCCUGCUCCCCCCACCGAAGGAGGAUGCUGAGGAAGUGCAGAAGACAGUGAGAAACAGAAUGAGACUGGAGUACAGAACUGCACUACAACAUGAGGAGCACUCUGUAUGUGAGCGUUUGGAGCGGGUGAAGCUUCAGUGUGCAGGGACGUUGAGAAGUCUCCAGAGCCGAGCAGAAGCGGCUCACAGGGAGAUGGAGGAGUGGGGCGGGGCUCACUUCCUGUCUGAGGUCAACAGCAUUGAUCAGCUGGCAGCAAUCAUUCGUCACCACAUCGAGAGCGGAUCACGGAUCACACACGAACUCACAUUAGCAUGUAGCAACUUAUUCAUCGAUGGAGACACCCGUGUGGUGGAGGCUCCACCCCCUGCACCCCACCCACUCUCUACUGAAGUAACCAAUCAGGGCUCUGUCUCUCUAACCGUGCAGCAGCUGUACAGCCUGCAUUCUCACCUGCUCACCAUCGCCCCUACAGGUCUGGUGUCCUGUGGCAUUUUAGGUGAGGUUCUGACUCUAUGUGUGGGUUCAGAUGUUCUGUCUGAAGCCUGGAUGCGACUCACAGACUCACAGGACUGGGGGAUGGUGGACUGGCGUCAGUUCCUGUUGAGUGCGGCUCGUCCGUGGCCACUCCCCUCACAGACACAACUAAUAAAUACACUCACACACUUCAAAGAGAUUGAUACAGCAGGAGGCGGAGUCAUCACACUGCAGCAGUACCUACAGGUGGAGUUGUGGUUUCCCACUCAGAGAGAACUUCCUGAUGAAUCCACUGAACCUCGACCCUACGACAGACUGACCAACCUCAGAAAGUUCUUCUUCUCCCUGUUCUCAGACUCCGCCCACUCUCCACCCGUGUGUGACUACAUGAACAUGCUGCUGUAUUUCUGCUCUCAUCCUGAUCCAGCAUGCGGCUUCACCAGAGCCCUGAGCCUAGUGACACAACACACACUGCGCUACACACACACCACGGGCCUGCUGCAGUCCUACGUGACAGGCGAUGUGUGUGAUGAUGAAGAGGAGGAGGUGUUUGAGGGUGAUGAAGGUGGUGUGUCGGUGGAUGAUGUACUCAGAGUUGUGAAUCAUGGAGGAGCUCGAGUCUCAUCUCAACUACACACCACCACCAGCACAGCUCAGAACCCAGAGGAGCUGCAGCAGGAUCUCAUGAAGUUGUUUAAAGAGCUCGGCUUUCAGCCUGAUGCGAAGAUCUCGCUUCAUCUGUUAUCCCAGCAGUCUGUUCUUCAAGAACUGAUGGCCUCGUCCCAGUACCUACUGGCAGACUUUUCCAGAGUGUUGGAGAAGAAGCAGUUUUCUUCAGAAGAUCCUGCAAGUGAAAUGUCCUCUAUCACAUCACCAGGAGCCGAGUGACUCCAAAAUACCAGUGUACAUUAUAACACGAUCAUCUCCUGUAAAUGUGCUGCAGUUAUUCAUUACUAGCUCUUCUCUUCCUGAUCAGGACUCUACACUAACUACUACUUUUAGGACCACUUUUGCUGUUAAUUACAAAGUUUAGGAGUACGGUUGAAGUUUAGUUUAGUUUUUUAGAGAUGGAAGCGUUAAUGUUCCACAAUAUCUCACACAAGUAGCAUGAGAGAACUUGAGCUGGACGAUUAUGGCAGAAUUUAGGAACACGGUGUGAGCCAUGACACAUUCAUUCACCUUCUGACAAUAGGAUCAACUCGCAAUAGAUUUUCACAUAGACUUUUGGAUUAUUGCAGAAAAUAAUCUCUGUGAUCAACAAAGGUUUUCAGUCCAUCAAGAUCAUUUUCACAAAUCAACACAACUUUUAUGAAGUUUGAAAACUAAAUACAGUCUCCACAAAUAAACAUCUAACCGUACGCUAUAAACGAUCUACACCACGGUCGCUCUACUUCAACAUCACCAUCACCGAGCUUCCCACAAACUUCUCCAAACUUUAUUUAAAACAUUCUCCAUUAUACAGAUUUACUCCGUGGAUGAAUCUUCAUCCAGGUUUAUUUUUGGUAACGUUAAUGUACCACAAUAUCACACACAAGUAGCAUGAGAGAACUUGAGCUGGACGAUUAUGACAGAAUUUAGGAACAUAGUGUGAUUCAUGACACAUUAAUUUACCUUCUGAUAAAAUAAAUCUAAUAUUUUCAGUUCAUUUUACAGACUGUAUGCACAAAACAACUGUUAACCUGUUUACCUUGUAAACAAAUACAAUAAACCUCAAUGUUCAGUGUUUGAA
Molecule: messenger RNA, 5861 nt
Organism: Ictalurus punctatus (channel catfish)
Lineage: Eukaryota; Metazoa; Chordata; Actinopteri; Siluriformes; Ictaluridae
Gene: spef2
Product: sperm flagellar 2
Exons: 36
Coding region: 92-5020 (1642 amino acids)
Biological process (GO): sperm axoneme assembly
Cellular component (GO): sperm midpiece; manchette
Molecular function (GO): protein binding
Source: RefSeq, a predicted model, not a curated record